AUGUCGCUUCGAAGGAAAAGGAUUGACUUCGAUGUCGCAUUCGAAGAGUUCAAGCGCGAUCUAGUAAAGAUGUUUGACUUUUCAGGAACGGGCACGGUUUCUGGCAUGGGCAUGUACCAGCUCGUGUACGAUAUCUGCAACUCUGUGCCUAAGCCGUUUUACGAACGGCUCUAUUGUGCCAUCGCCGACUUUUUAUGCGAAUAUGCCAUAGGAGUCCGACAGGCUAUUCUGGUUCAAGAUGAGGUCGUGCCUAUCUACGCCAUGUACUGGAGAAAAUACUCUGUCGCGACGAACUACUUGAAUGCCAUAUGUGAAUACCUCAAUGGAUUGAUCGUCAAGCAGCGCAAGGGACCCGGCAUCAGCGAGAAGCGACCAUUUGUUGGACAGAGCAGAUACCCUCGUCAAGAUGUGCAGGCGCUUGCGAACCAGGUUUGGAGGGAGCAUGUUGUCAUGGAAAUCAAGCAUCGCAAGCAGAACAGGUUGAUGUACCAGAUUUUUGAAACGAUCCGCCAGGACCGGGAAGGCAAACAAGUCAACUCGUCAGUCGUCCAUGAUGCCGUUCUCUCCCUCGUGUCAUUGAACGCAAAGACAGAUCAGCCCUUGGAGCUCUACAUCGAAGAAUUCGAAACGCCAUACAUUGCCCAGACGAAAGCGUACUACAAAGCCGAGAGCAACAUCAAACUGUCCAGCUGUACCAUAUCACAAUACAUGAGAUCUGCAAUCGACAGACUUGCUCAGGAAGGUAUCCGUAAUACACGUUAUUGUCAUCCGACGUCUCACGCACGGAUCAUCCAAGAAUGUGAGGCGCAGUACAUUUCCGAACAUCGGAAGAGCAUUCAGACAGAGUUUGAGAGAAUGAUUGCAAGCGAACGGAUGGAAGAUUGUACAAUGGCCUAUUCAUUGCUGUCUAGGAUAGAGGACGGUAUCACGCCGCUGUUGGCCACAUUUGAAAAGUAUAUUACAACGGUCGGACGCGAUAUCAUUUUAGGUUUGGGUGCCAGUAUUGCCAAGGAUCCGCGAGAAUAUGUGGAGAGAUUGAUCGAGUUACAUUUGAAAUACAUGCAAAUGUGUGCGAGGGUGUUUACGAAUGACGCUGCAUUCGUUGCUGCUGUGGACAAGGCGUUCAGGACAGUUGUUAACGACACGGCGACGAAUGCAGCAGCACGAUCUCCGGAGGUUAUGGCGCGUUAUACCGACACUAUGCUGAGGAAGAAGCAAAAGACAGGACUCUCAGAAUCUGAGAUCGAGGAUCGCCUGACGAGAGUCUACAUUGACGAUAAGGACCUGUUCCAGAAGUUCUACUCUCGUGUGCUAGCGAAGCGAUUAAUUUUUGAUGCCUCACUGUCUGCGGAGUCAGAGGCCAACAUGAUCUCUCGUCUUAAGAGCGCUUGCGGACACGAAUACACGUCAAAGCUGCAGAGGAUGUUUACAGACAUGACUAUCAGCUCGGAUUUGAAUGCCGGGUUCAAAGAAUGGCUGCAGGGCAACGAUCUCAGCAAUGGAGUGGACUUUAGUAUUCUGGUGCUUACAGCAGGAUCGUGGCCCGUGAACUCGACGCAGCCAUUGGAGUUCCAGUGUCCAGAUGAACUACAGAAAAGCAUAACCAAUUUCACAACCUAUUACGACAAUCGACACAGCGGACGUAAACUGAGCUGGUUCUGGCACUGGUGCAGAGCCGAUGUACGUGUGAACUAUCUUGACAAGCGCUAUGAGCUGUCCUUGUCGCUCUAUCAGUUUGCUGUGUUGGCAGUCUUCAAUUCUGGCGACUCGUAUAAAGUAUCCGAGAUUAGAGACCAGACGAAGCUAAUUGAAUUCGAGCUGAUCCGGGUGGUCAAGUCGCUUGUGGAUGCCAACCUGUUGAUUCUGGAGGACGGCGGGUCGAAUGUGACACUGUCGACAGUGCUCAAGUUGAACAUGGCCUUUUCCAAUAAGCGGACCAAACUCAAGAUCAGCGGUGGACUCCAGGCAGAUACGCCUCAGGAGACGACGGCAACGCUGAAGGCAGUGGAUGAAGAUCGCCGGCUGUGUAUCCAAGCGUCGAUUGUGCGAAUUAUGAAAUCUCGACGGGUUUUAUCGCAUAUGCAGCUUGUGCAAGAGGUGAUUGAGCAGUGCAAGACCCGGUUCUCGCCCAAUGUUCCGAUGAUCAAGAAGUGCAUUGAGCAGCUCUUGGACAAGCAGUACAUUGAACGGGCAGAGAACAGUCUGGAUCGGUAUGUGUACGUUACGUGA
Molecule: messenger RNA, 2229 nt
Organism: Gamsiella multidivaricata
Lineage: Eukaryota; Fungi; Mortierellomycota; Mortierellomycetes; Mortierellales; Mortierellaceae
Product: Cullin
Exons: 12
Coding region: 1-2229 (742 amino acids)
Biological process (GO): SCF-dependent proteasomal ubiquitin-dependent protein catabolic process; protein ubiquitination
Cellular component (GO): SCF ubiquitin ligase complex
Molecular function (GO): ubiquitin protein ligase binding
Source: RefSeq, a predicted model, not a curated record